AUGUCGCGUACAUUUUCCAGCUACCUGGUUUCGCCGAAUGAGCUGAACCAAGCUCUCAAGGCCAAUGCUCCAUCGCGUCUCUCCACUGCACCAAAAACGGUUCCAGUCUGCGCUUCUUGGUUCCUACCGAACGAUCCCCAAAAACGAACCGGUAUACAAGUCUACAAGCAGGGCCACAUUCCCAAUGCUCGCUUCUUCGAUAUCGAUAAAGUCGCCGAUACAUCGAGCCCGUAUCCGCACAUGCUACCAACCCCGGAGGUCUUCAAGAAUGCUAUGAGCGAGCUGGGCAUCUCUAGAGACGAUACAGUUGUAGUCUACGACACCGCAGAGCUCGGGAUUUUCUCCGGCCCUCGAGUGGCAUGGACUUUCAAAGUGUUUGGCCACCCAGGGGUCCACCUUCUCAACAAUUACAAGCUCUGGGUGGAGCAGGGACUCCCCGUAGAAGAAGGCGAACAGAAGAAGUGGGAGAAAACGGCCUACCCACUUCCAGAGCUGGACCACUCUAGAGUCAUUGCUUUUAGUGAAGUGAAGGAGAUUGCCAAGGACUCCAACAAAGAAGGCCGUGAAGACAUCCAGAUCCUCGAUGCUCGCUCAGAGGGCAGAUGGAGGGGGAAAGACCCAGAGCCUAGACCUGGACUGUCAUCUGGCCGCAUUCCAGGGAGCAAGUCCGUUCCUGUACCCGAUUUGCUCGAUCCAAAGACGAAAGCUUUCCUCCCGCCAGACGAGCUACGAAGGAUCUUCCAGCAAAGAGGUGUUGACCCCGAGAAGCCAAUCGUAUCAAGUUGUGGAACAGGCAUCACCGCGACGGUCAUCGAUGCCGCUCUGACUGUGGCUGGUUAUGGGGAGGGAAGUCGACGAAUCUAUGACGGCAGCUGGACUGAGUGGGCGCAGAGAGUAAAGCAGAGUGAUAACCUGAUCGUGAAGGACGAUUGA
Ramularia collo-cygni is the source of this 933-nucleotide messenger RNA. RefSeq names its product probable thiosulfate sulfurtransferase. The record is from RefSeq and is a predicted model, not a curated record. The coding region runs from base 1 to 933 and encodes 310 amino acids. Gene Ontology annotation, molecular function: thiosulfate-cyanide sulfurtransferase activity. NCBI's taxonomy places the organism in Eukaryota, Fungi, Ascomycota, Dothideomycetes, Mycosphaerellales, Mycosphaerellaceae. Gene Ontology annotation, cellular component: mitochondrion. Gene Ontology annotation, biological process: transsulfuration. The transcript has 2 exons.